AUGGUGAUGGUCGGCCAGCUGCUUGAAGUGUUGAAGAACAGCCUUGAUCUUCUGAGGCAUCUCUUCCCAGACCCCCUCACUAUGUCGCAUUCAGUCAUCCAGGGAUGUGUGAUACCCGACCUUGCCACCAGAGGCUUAUCGUGUGGAUAUAAGGCAUCCUCCUCAACAACAGAGAUCACUAUCUUGAUAACCAGUGGUUUGUCAUGCAGUGUACAAAAUGCCACUAUACAGAAGACCAACUCUUCUGUUAUUGUUGGUAAUCUGAUGCCCGGAUACACAUACCCACUCGAAAUCAACUGCUCAACUAUCUGCUGCAGCAGUUUCUCCACCUAUCCAGCAACAGUGGACAAUAUUACUGUGUUGGAUCAGAAUAGCAGCAGUGUGUGGGUGACAUGGUUGGCUCCUCUGGGUCAUGUGGACUCAUAUGAGCUGAACAUCUACAGUGUAGCACUCAACAGAAAUUAUACAGAACUGUCCAACCAGUCACAGAUCCAGCAGCUCUUGGCAGGUUACAUCUAUAACCUCACCAUAACCUCUGUGAGUGGAGGACUGAGGAACACCUCUUCUGUUUUCCAGCUUGCAACCAAGCCUAACCCUCCCAGCACAAUCAGUGUAAAUGGCCAGACAAAUGUGUCCAUCGCUAUUUUCUGGGGGGUGCCAGUCUCAAUGGAUGGACUCAGUGUGUAUUAUGAAGUCUCAUGUAAAUCCAGCCAGUCCAGCAUCAACACAUCUCUGACAAACAACACCAGUAUACAGCUUACUGCUCUGUCACCUGGCAACCAAUACACCAUUGCUAUAUGUACCAUUGGAGCACUGGGUCUGAAAAGUUCAAGUAUCAGCAUCAUUGCAUACACAAUUCCAAAUGCUGUGCAGAAUCUGCAGGCCUCGCCUGUGAAUACCAGUUCAGUUAAUCUGUCUUGGUCCCAACUGCCUGGCAACUCUGGUCUCUUGUCCUACAAAAUCCAGAUCAAUGGGUCAUUCUUCAUCACCUCAAACUUCAGCUUACUCCUCACACAGCUGCAGCCAGGGACUUCAUACAACUGCAGCGUCACUGCGCUCAUAACAGCUGCAAAUUUAUGUGGUCCACCACAGUACACUCUUUGCAUCACCAAACCAAAACCAGUGGCUAGUUUAAAUGCUACUUCUACAAGCACAAUGGAAAUGUAUCUCUCAUGGAGACCUCAGGAUGAAAGCUUAUCACACCAGUAUGAACUGAGCAUGAAUGGAGCAACACUGAGGAUCCAGAAUACUGAGACAGCUAUUGUUGGCAAUCUCACCCCUGGUACCAACUACACCUUCACUGUGGUCACGAUAUUAAACAAUCUUCGGUCUGAUCCUGUACAGAUUUCUGCAUUCACAGGCCUUGACAAAGCAUCAAACAUUUCUGCUGUUGGGACGAGUGUGAGUAUGAGGGUAGAGUGGAGUGGCCCUGCUGGCAGUGUCUCUUUCUACACCAUCACACUCCGACUCAAUGGAAUCAUUCUUCAAGCACAGAAUCAGACUGAUGCAACGCCUGUUGUGUUUUCAAACUUGUUUCCUGGAACUCUUUACACUGUCACUCUGGGCAUCACCAGUGGACCUGUACAAGUGAACAGUGGAAGUGUGCAGAACGCUACUUUGCCAUCUCCACCUGGUGUGAUCAAGCUGACCCAGCAGACCACAAAUACUCUGAGCAUCAGCUGGGAUCAACCUUUGAACAUGAGCUCUGCAGACUACCGUUUUAGAGUGCUGUAUCAAUGCAACUACUCCGACAGCUCCUGCAAUACCGUGAAUACUCUGAAUGACAGCAGCAGCAAGAACUCCAGCACUAUAACUGGCCUCAGUGCAGGAUCACCGUAUAUCAUCACAAUACAGACAGUGGGAGCACUUGGUUACCUCAGCUCUUCUCAACAGAUAUUCAUAUACACACGUCCCAGCUCAGUGAGCAGUGUGAAUGUGGACUCGUUCAGUGAGCACAGUAUAUUUUUAAGCUGGCAACAGUCUGACAUACUGUCAAAUGUGUACUCUUACUUACUCACUGUCAGAAGCCCUAAUGGCACAUACAUCCUUCAGCUACGUGUGGGUAGCACCACAGCACAGCUGCAGCCACUGCAGUCAGCCAGCCUUUACAACAUCAGCAUCAUCACUCAGACAGCUGACGGCACCCAGUCUUCAGCCAUGACCAUCACAGCCUUCACAAAGCCACUACAGGUUGUUUCCUUGGAGGCAAAGCUGCUCAACGUCACAGCUGUUUGGCUAAAUUGGAAGCGUCCUCUGGAGUUUCGUGAUGGAUUCUCAUACCGUGUGCAGAUAUCCAACUGCACAGAACCCAGUAGAAGCCUGCUAGUUACAUCCGAGAACAUCACAUUUACAAACCUGCAGCCUGGAACUUUGUGUUUGUUUAGUGUCUACAGCUGUUCCUAUGGAAUUGAAGGACAGCCAGUCAGCAUCUCUCUCUACACCAAGCCCUUUGCAGUGAUUCCCAUUAUGGCUAAUAAUGGCUCUAAUUCCUCUCUUGUGGUGUCAUGGACUCCGCCUGUUGGUCAUGUUGGCCAGUAUGUGCUUAACAUCAGCUGUGAAGACAUGAACAGACCCGUAUUGCUUAACAAUACUGAACACACAUAUACAUUCACUCAGCUUGCUGCUGCAACUGUCUACACACUCACAUUUGUUACCAUCAGUGGGCCCUUUGAAGAAGCAUCUCAGCCAAUAACCAUGGCAACUUGUCCCAAUAAACCUGGGGGUGUGCAGGUGUCUUCUAAGACAACAGACUCUCUGCUACUGCAAUGGACUACAGCUCAGGGCAUGAGACCUGGAAGCUUCAACUACAGUCUGACCUACCAGCCUGACCCUAACUUUACCACUUACAUCACUCCAUAUAAUACACUUCUACUAACCAGCCUGCUGUCUGGAACAUCCUACAACAUUUCUCUUACUACUAUAGGUCCAUGGAGAUUCCAGAGUGAAGCAGUGACCAUAUAUUCCAUAACCACUAGACCAGAACCAGUAAAAAAUCUGAGGGUUAUUUCCACAUUAACAGAUAGCUUGUCGGUGGCCUGGACAGGGCCACGUGGAGGAUAUGUGUUUGAAGUGUGUCUGAAGAAUGUGUCCAUGAGGAACACAAGUCUGGAGCAGAUGAAACUGAAUAGCCUGACUCCUGGUACUCUUUACAACAUAAGUGUACAGAGUGCAACGUCGGAUGGCACCAAGGGAGAAAUUCAACUACUGCAAACAUGCACAGAUGCAGCUACAGUAGACAAUGUGAGCUGCUGGGGUCCUGAUUUAACCUCCGCCAUGCUGAACCUCACAUGGAGUCCUCCUCUUGGCAGCUAUAUUGGCUUUCAGAUCCAGCUUUCCACCCCCACCUCCUAUAUGACAGUAAACACCACUGACCUGCAUUACACAUUUACUGGACUGAAAUACAACACCUACUACAGUGCCACCCUCUGGACAAUGGGCUGUGGGAGAAAAAGCCAAGCAAAGGAGUUAAGCUGCACUACAGGCAUCACAAAUCCUCCUGUGCCUAAUGUCGAUACAGCUGUGACUGUAGCUUAUAUGGAAAAUAACAAAUUCAGUCUGAUUGUGCAGCGUGAGAUGUUUAACAACUCAAAUGGUCCUGUCCUUUGCUACGGCUUUCUUAUCACUUCAGACACCAUACCACUUAAUAGCAGGUCUCAGUCUGUACCUGACCAGUACCUGAUGCAGACAUAUGAGAACUAUCAAGCAGGCCAGACCAGGACUUACCUUGCAGUGGUGCAUGACAACAUGGGCACUGAGGGAGCACAGCUCACUGUUGUCAUUGGAGACGGGACUCAGUGGAAUGGUUACAGAAACGGGCCGCUUAGUCCUAAAGGAAGCUACAGUUUUGCAGUUGUCAUUUUUACCCAUCUGGUGGUACAAAAUGGCUUAGUGGUGGUAUCUCAGUCCUACUACUCUAUAUCCUACUUUCAACAGAAUGUCAUCAUCCUUCCUGAAAAGCCAGUGUUAAUUACAGGAGCUAUUGGAGGAGCUAUAGGUGCUGUUGUUCUUCUACUCAUUAUAAUCAUCAUUGCUGUUAUGUUAAGGCGAAAGCAAAGCAAAGUGGAUUCUCCAGGUGUUCCAAUUCAUUCUAUACGAGCCAAAGUCAGCCAACCAAUCCGUGUGGAGGAAUAUGAAGCCCACUACCGAAAACAGAGAGCAGAUUCAUUCUGUGGUUUUGUCGCAGAGUUUGAGGAUCUGAAGCUGGUUGGAGUGAACCAGACGAAGAAUAGUGCUCUAGCCCCUGAAAACAGGGCCAAGAAUCGCUAUAACAAUGUGCUCCCAUAUGACACAUCACGUGUAAAGCUUUCUGUGUUGGGCAGCUCUUUUGAUGAUUACAUUAAUGCCAGCUACAUGCCGGGUCACACAUCCAGAAAAGAGUUUAUCGCAGCUCAAGGCCCUUUGCCCUGUACUGUCAAUGACUUUUGGAGGAUGAUAUGGGAAAAGAACAUCCACACCCUUGUCAUGCUGACCAGAUGCAAUGAGCAGGGACGGGUGAAAUGUGAAGAAUAUUGGCCAUCACAAUCAAAACAUUUCAGCAGCCUAACAGUGACUACCACUUCAGAGAUCUUACUGGAGGACUGGACCAUACGGGACUUUCAUGUGAAAAAUGUAAAAACAGCAGAGACUCGGUCAGUUCGACAAUUCCAUUUUACGGCCUGGCCUGAUCAUGGCGUUCCUGAAACCACAGAGCUUCUCAUCAACUUUAGGCACCUUGUCCGUGAACACAUGGAUCAGUUUUCACGCCACUCACCUACCCUUGUGCACUGCAGUGCAGGUGUGGGUCGCACAGGAACCUUCAUCGCCAUUGAUCGUUUGAUAUUCCAGAUUGAACGUGAUGGAGUGGUGGAUGUGUAUGGGAUCAUCCAUGACUUGCGCAUGCACAGACCACUCAUGGUGCAAACAGAGGAUCAGUAUGUGUUCCUUAACCAGUGUGCUGUGGACAUCAUCAGAUCCCGGAUUGGUACAAAUGUAGACUUAAUCUACCAGAACACAGCAGCGCUCACGAUUUAUGAGAACUUUGAACCUAUGAAGAAAUCCAAAAAUGGCUACCAUAAAGCAUAA
This is a messenger RNA of Pygocentrus nattereri (red-bellied piranha), 5061 nucleotides long. It is a transcript of the gene ptprja, whose product is annotated as protein tyrosine phosphatase receptor type Ja. NCBI's taxonomy places the organism in Eukaryota, Metazoa, Chordata, Actinopteri, Characiformes, Serrasalmidae. Gene Ontology annotation, molecular function: protein tyrosine phosphatase activity; protein binding. The transcript is spliced from 29 exons. Bases 1 to 5061 code for a protein of 1686 amino acids. The record is from RefSeq and is a predicted model, not a curated record. Gene Ontology annotation, biological process: protein dephosphorylation.